Meriones unguiculatus (Mongolian gerbil) is the source of this 10306-nucleotide messenger RNA. It is a transcript of the gene Kif1b, whose product is annotated as kinesin family member 1B. Bases 381 to 5858 code for a protein of 1825 amino acids. Gene Ontology annotation, molecular function: microtubule motor activity; microtubule binding; ATP binding. The transcript is spliced from 50 exons. Gene Ontology annotation, biological process: microtubule-based movement. Lineage: Eukaryota; Metazoa; Chordata; Mammalia; Rodentia; Muridae. The record is from RefSeq and is a predicted model, not a curated record.
GCGCCGGCGGCUUCGGGCGGAGUUUGGCUAGCCGUGUAGUCAGACGGCUGUGGUCCUGGGAGGCGACAGCUCGCGUCCGAGCCUCUCUCCACUCGUCCGCCGCAGCCACCGCCGCUCCCCGGCCUCCCGCCGACCCUCGAUGCAGCGCCGGGCGGCAGCGUGAUGGGGCUGCGGAGCGGCGCCCUGCGGCUCGCGGCGGCCGCUGCUCGCGCUGAGCUGCGUCGGUGCCCGGCCUCCCGCGCCCCUGCGCGCCGCGGCGUCUUCUGACUCGGCCGGCCCGCCCGUCGGUCCGCAGCGCGGCUGAGGCAGCCUUGGACACAACCUCUAAAGAAGAUUUGAUUUUUAUUUCUGGACUGCAUAUACCUUAUAAAGCCAUCAGAAUGUCGGGAGCCUCAGUGAAGGUCGCUGUUCGAGUGAGACCCUUCAAUUCUCGAGAGAUGAGCAAGGAGUCCAAGUGCAUCAUUCAAAUGCAAGGCAACUCUACCAGUAUUAUUAACCCAAAGAACCCAAAGGAAGCACCAAAGUCCUUCAGCUUUGACUACUCUUACUGGUCUCACACCUCGCCUGAAGAUCCCUGUUUUGCAUCGCAGAGUCGUGUGUACAAUGACAUCGGAAAGGAAAUGCUCUUACAUGCCUUUGAAGGAUAUAAUGUCUGUAUUUUUGCCUAUGGGCAGACUGGUGCUGGGAAAUCCUACACAAUGAUGGGGAAACAAGAAGAAAGCCAGGCUGGCAUCAUCCCACAGUUGUGUGAAGAACUUUUUGAGAAGAUCAAUGACAACUGUAAUGAAGAAAUGUCUUACUCUGUAGAGGUGAGCUACAUGGAAAUUUACUGUGAGAGAGUACGAGAUUUGCUGAAUCCCAAAAACAAGGGUAAUUUGCGUGUGCGUGAACACCCGCUUCUUGGACCCUAUGUGGAGGAUCUGUCCAAGCUGGCAGUCACUUCCUACACUGACAUUGCUGACCUCAUGGAUGCUGGGAACAAAGCCAGGACGGUGGCAGCUACCAACAUGAAUGAAACAAGCAGCCGUUCCCACGCUGUGUUUACCAUUGUUUUCACCCAGAAGAAACACGAUUCAGAGACUAACCUUUCAACUGAAAAGGUCAGUAAGAUCAGCUUGGUGGAUCUAGCAGGAAGUGAACGAGCUGAUUCAACUGGUGCCAAAGGAACUCGAUUAAAGGAAGGUGCAAAUAUUAAUAAGUCUCUUACAACUUUGGGCAAAGUCAUUUCAGCCUUGGCGGAAGUGGAUAACUGCACGAGCAAGAGUAAAAAGAAGAAGAAAACUGAUUUUAUUCCUUACAGGGAUUCUGUACUUACUUGGCUCCUUCGAGAAAAUCUAGGUGGAAACUCUCGAACUGCAAUGGUUGCUGCUCUGAGCCCAGCAGAUAUCAACUACGAUGAAACUUUGAGCACCCUGAGAUAUGCAGAUCGUGCAAAACAAAUUAAAUGCAAUGCUGUUAUUAAUGAGGACCCUAAUGCCAAGCUGGUUCGGGAGCUAAAGGAGGAAGUAACACGACUGAAGGACCUUCUUCGUGCUCAGGGACUGGGAGAUAUUAUUGAUAUUGAUCCAUUGAUUGAUGAUUACUCUGGAAGUGGAGGCAAAUAUCUGAAAGAUUUUCAGAACAAUAAGCAUAGGUACUUGCUAGCCUCUGAGAAUCAACGCCCUGGCAAUUUUUCCACAGCAUCCAUGGGGUCCCUUACUUCAUCUCCAUCUUCAUGCUCACUUAAUAGUCAGGUGGGCUUAACAUCUGUGACCAGUAUUCAAGAGAGGAUCAUGUCUACACCUGGAGGGGAAGAAGCCAUCGAGCGUCUGAAGGAAUCAGAGAAGAUCAUUGCUGAGUUGAAUGAAACCUGGGAAGAGAAGCUUCGAAAGACAGAAGCUAUCAGAAUGGAGAGAGAAGCCUUGUUGGCUGAGAUGGGAGUUGCCAUACGGGAAGAUGGAGGGACACUUGGCGUUUUCUCACCUAAAAAGACUCCACAUCUCGUUAACCUCAAUGAAGACCCACUAAUGUCGGAGUGUCUGCUUUAUUAUAUCAAAGAUGGAAUUACAAGGGUUGGCCAAGCAGAUGCUGAGCGGCGCCAGGACAUAGUGCUGAGUGGGGCUCACAUUAAAGAAGAGCAUUGUAUCUUUCGGAGUGAGAGAAACAACACUGGUGAAGUUGUUGUGACUUUAGAGCCCUGUGAGCGCUCGGAAACAUAUGUGAAUGGCAAGAGGGUGGCCCAUCCCGUGCAGCUGCGCUCAGGGAACCGUAUCAUUAUGGGUAAAAACCAUGUUUUUCGUUUCAACCACCCUGAACAAGCCCGAGCUGAACGGGAGAAGACUCCCUCUGCGGAGACCCCCUCUGAGCCAGUGGACUGGACAUUUGCUCAGAGAGAGCUUCUUGAAAAACAAGGAAUUGAUAUGAAACAGGAGAUGGAAAAGAGGCUACAGGAAAUGGAGAUCCUGUACAAAAAGGAAAAGGAGGAAGCUGAUCUUCUUCUGGAGCAGCAGAGACUGGACUAUGAAAGUAAAUUGCAGGCCUUGCAGAGACAGGUUGAGACGCGCUCUCUGGCUGCAGAAACAACUGAAGAGGAAGAGGAGGAGGAGGAAGUUCCUUGGACACAGCAUGAGUUUGAGUUAGCCCAAUGGGCAUUCCGGAAAUGGAAAUGUCACCAGUUUACUUCAUUAAGGGACUUACUGUGGGGCAACGCGGUGUACCUGAAGGAAGCCAACGCCAUCAGUGUGGAACUGAAGAAGAAGGUGCAGUUUCAGUUUGUUCUGCUGACUGACACACUCUACUCCCCUUUGCCUCCUGAAUUACUUCCCACGGAGAUGGAAAAAACUCACGAGGACAGACCUUUCCCUCGUACAGUGGUGGCCGUGGAAGUCCAGGAUCUGAAGAAUGGAGCAACACAUUAUUGGUCUUUGGAUAAACUCAAGCAGAGACUGGAUUUAAUGCGAGAGAUGUACGACAGGGCGGGUGAGAUGGCCUCCAACGCUCAAGACGAAAGCGAGACGACCAUGACUGGCAGUGACCCAUUCUAUGAUCGGUUCCACUGGUUCAAACUUGUAGGAAGCUCCCCCAUUUUCCACGGCUGUGUGAAUGAGCGCCUUGCCGACCGCACACCCUCCCCCACUUUUUCCACGGCCGAUUCCGACAUCACUGAACUGGCUGACGAACAGCAGGAUGACAUGGAGGAUUUUGAUGAUGAGGCAUUCGUGGAUGACACCGGCUCUGACGCAGGGACGGAAGAGGGAUCAGAUCUCUUCAGUGAUGGGCAUGACCCAUUUUACGACCGAUCCCCUUGGUUCAUUUUAGUAGGAAGGGCAUUUGUAUACUUGAGCAACCUGCUGUAUCCGGUGCCCCUGAUUCACAGGGUGGCCAUCGUCAGUGAGAAGGGGGAAGUGCGGGGAUUUCUUCGUGUGGCUGUGCAGGCCAUUGCAGCUGAUGAAGAAGCUCCUGAUUAUGGCUCUGGAAUUCGGCAAUCAGGAACAGCUAAAAUAUCUUUUGAUAAUGAAUACUUUAAUCAGAGUGACUUUUCUUCAGUUGCAAUGACUCGUUCUGGUCUGUCUUUGGAGGAACUGAGGAUUGUGGAAGGACAAGGUCAGAGCUCUGACGUUAUCAGUCCUCCAGAGGAAGUUAACCGAAUGAAUGACUUGGAUUUGAAGUCAGGUACUCUGCUGGAUGGGAAGAUGGUGAUGGAAGGGUUUUCUGAAGAGAUUGGUAACCACCUGAAACUGGGCAGUGCCUUCACCUUCCGAGUCACUGUGCUACAGGCCAGUGGGAUCCUUCCAGAGUAUGCAGACAUCUUUUGUCAGUUCAACUUUUUGCAUCGGCAUGAUGAAGCAUUCUCCACUGAACCCCUAAAAAACAAUGGAAGAGGAAGUCCCCUGGGCUUUUAUCAUGUUCAGAAUAUUGCAGUGGAGGUCACUGAGUCAUUUGUGGACUACAUCAAAACCAAGCCCAUCGUAUUUGAGGUCUUUGGGCAUUAUCAGCAGCACCCACUUCAUCUGCAAGGACAAGAUCUUAACAGUCCACCUCAGCCAUCUCGAAGAUUCUUCCCCCCACCCAUGCCACUCUCCAAACCAGUUCCAGCCACCAAGUUAAACACCAUGAGCAAAACCAGCCUUGGGCAGAGCAUGAGCAAGUAUGACCUUCUGGUUUGGUUUGAGAUCAGUGAACUGGAGCCUACUGGAGAGUAUAUUCCAGCUGUGGUUGACCACACAGCAGGCUUACCCUGCCACGGGACAUUUUUGCUGCACCAGGGCAUCCAGCGAAGGAUCACAGUGACUAUCAUCCACGAGAAGGGCAGUGAGCUCCACUGGAAAGACGUCCGUGAACUGGUGGUAGGCCGUAUUAGGAAUAAACCUGAGGUAGAUGAAGCUGCAGUUGAUGCUAUCCUUUCCCUCAACAUCAUCUCUGCUAAGUCUCUGAAGUCUUCCCACAAUUCCAGCAGGCUCUUUCUUGAUAAGGAUAUUCCUAGGACCUUCUACCGUUUUGAGGCCGUAUGGGACAGCUCCCUACAUAACUCCCUUCUUCUGAACCGAGUGACACCCUAUGGAGAAAAGAUCUACAUGACCUUAUCAGCUUAUCUGGAGUUGGACCAUUGUAUCCAGCCAGCCGUCAUCACCAAGGAUGUGUGCAUGGUCUUCUAUUCCCGAGAUGCCAAGAUCUCACCUCCGCGUUCUCUGCGAAGCCUCUUUGGUAGUGGCUACUCAAAGUCACCAGACUCCAACCGAGUUACUGGAAUUUAUGAACUGAGCUUAUGCAAAAUGGCAGACACUGGUAGUCCAGGCAUGCAGAGGCGGAGGAGAAAAGUCUUGGACACCUCUGUGGCAUAUGUGCGGGGAGAGGAGAACCUAGCAGGCUGGCGGCCUCGAGGAGACAGCCUCAUCCUGGAGCACCAGUGGGAGCUGGAGAAGCUGGAGCUGCUGCAUGAGGUGGAGAAAACUCGCCACUUCUUGCUGCUUCGUGAGAGGCUUGGUGACAGCAUACCCAAGUCUCUGAGUGACUCACUGUCCCCCAGCCUCAGCAGUGGGACCCUUAGUACCUCGACCAGCAUCUCUUCUCAGAUCUCAACCACCACCUUUGAAAGCGCCGUCACACCCAGCGAGAGCAGUGGCUAUGACUCCGCAGACAUUGAAAGCCUGGUAGAUAGAGAGAAGGAACUGGCUACAAAGUGCCUGCAGCUUCUUACCCACACUUUCAACCGAGAAUUGAACCAGGUACAUGGCAGCAUCAGUGACUGUAAGUUGUCUGAUAUCUCUCCGAUCGGACGGGAUCCCUCCGUGUCCAGUUUCAGCAGUUCGACCCUCACUCCUUCCUCCACGUGCCCCUCUCUGGUGGACUCAAGGAGCAACUCCAUGGAUCAGAAGACCCCAGAAGCCAACUCUCGCGCCUCUAGUCCCUGCCAAGAAUUUGAACAGUUUCAGAUCGUCCCAGCUGUGGAGACACCCUAUUUGGCCCGAGCAGGAAAAAAUGAAUUUCUCAACCUUGUUCCAGACAUUGAAGAAGUUAGAGCAGGCUCAGUGGUGUCUAAGAAGGGAUACCUGCAUUUUAAGGAGCCACUUUCCAGUAACUGGGCUAAACAUUUCGUUGUGGUUCGUCGCCCUUACGUCUUCAUCUAUAACAGUGACAAAGACCCAGUAGAGCGUGGCAUCAUUAACCUGUCUACAGCACAGGUGGAGUACAGUGAGGACCAGCAGGCCAUGGUGAAGACACCUAAUACCUUUGCUGUAUGCACAAAGCACCGUGGGGUCCUUCUGCAAGCGCUCAAUGACAAAGACAUGAAUGACUGGUUAUAUGCCUUUAACCCACUUCUGGCUGGCACAAUAAGAUCAAAGCUCUCUCGCAGAUGCCCAAGCCAGCCGAAAUAUUAAGUGAUUCUCCUGAGCCUUGCUCACCUUCGACAGAUAAAGAAAGUGUUACCUCUCAUUCUGUUUGUGAUUCUUGACGGUUAUUCUUGUAUGUAAUCCUGUGGCUUAACUACUUCCCUUGUCAUCCAGCGCUCCUCUAGUUCUCCUGUUCCCCAUCUCCAUGGUUCUGUACUCUUCUUUUUCUUGUGCUAAGACUUGUAGCAUGUGGCCUAACAGAAGGGGGGAAAAUCACUACUCACAUUUGUAUACACUCACACUCACACACACCCUGAGGGGAUCCAGCAAAUCUCAAAAUGAGUUUCCCACGUACUUCAGCUUCCUUUGGAUGGCAGAUCCCCUUCAUUGGUCACCGUCUGGCUGUUCUGUGUAUCUCUGGUUUCAGGGUACUUUCUUUCUCUUUCUCUUUUUUCCCCCACUGUUUAUGAUAAUACUACUUUUUCCUGGAUGGCUUAGAGACUAAGGGAGACGACACCUGCUGUUGUCAGCCCUGAAAGAAAAACCUCUUUUCCCUCCUUCUGUCUCUUUUUUUUUUUUGUUUGUUUGUUUUUUUUUUAGUGGCUAAUCCCUGUAUUCCCAUUCAGGGAAAGCACUGUGGGAAGCUCAGAAAUGGAUUUAUAUUCUCUGUCCAAAUCAGGGCUUAGAGCAUGGAUGUAUGAAGUGGAAGAUACAGAAGGGCCUUUGUGAUAGGCCUGGAACAGCAGCUGCGGCUGGGCCCUUUAAGGCCCAAGCUGCCACAGUAGGUUGGGCAGUGGGUGAUGAGGGUGAUGGUUAGAGGCCAACUGACUAUAGCUCCUCACAGCAGGAUCCUGCAAACUUUUCUCCUCACUGGGAAGGAGGCAUUUGUCUAGGAGUUUCUCUAACUCUGUUUUCAGCAUUACUGAUGCUGGUGCCACUGUUUGGAAUUAUGUGAUGUCAUGAACACAUUUCCCACAAGGGAGAGUGUGGGAGUGUUUGACUUUCUGGUGAGAAACUGGAUCAUUGUUGCUCAGAGGUGCUGAGUGCAUCUUGUGAUUGUUGUAGCUCCCUUUGAUCAAAGAAUUGUAGCUUCAGCAUAAACUUUAAAGUCACCAUCUGAACCCAGUGGCCAUUUCUAAUAAUACUUGUCUCAAAAUAAGCAAACAUGGCAGGCUUUGCUUUCUGUAUGCUAGAACUGACCAGCUUCUACCACCACUCCAGACAAAUCAGAAGCCUCUUAAGGUAGAAAGAGAAUGCACCCAACUGUCCUGUGGUUUGCUAUUGGAUCCUACAACCCCAUUUCCCCUGUCCCCCAUCCACAUGUGGUUAAGAAGAGUUCACUGCCACUAGUUUCUGUGGCUUCUAACUAACUCGGUCUCUGGGUUCAAGAGGUUAUCAUAGAAAAUAAUGCUUGUUCUCUACCUGCCAGGGACUGAGGAGAGCACAGAACGCCCCUGGUUUUUGGUUACUCCGGUUGCUGUGCCAGUGACUUGCAGCUCAUUCAUGCUGCCGUUCUUAUCAGCCUGUUUUACCAUCACUCAGGCACCCAGGAAAGCAUCUGCUCACCUCCACUCUGGGAAGGUUUCUGGCCACUUGAGGGUAGUGGAGGAAUGGAUUUCUCUCUGGUCAAGAACUCACUCACCACUGUAGAGCAGCCACUAGGGAGGCAUCAUGCAGACCCUUGCUUCUGACCUCAGCAGGGCUUCCCUCUGAAGAACAGGGCUCCUGGCUCCUUUGUUAAAAUUGCCUUGCAAAGAAAAGGAAAAGUGGACCAUGGAGAAAAGAAAGGGCAGAAACCAGACUGUUCUUAUCUAAAAGAUCAGCUCAUUGGUGGAUUUUUAAAACUUUCUUUCUCUCCUUUUUAAAGCAUAAGGCACUAACUGUAAUGUUAGUUUUCUUCUAAACAUAUAUAGAAGAUUUUUUAUGUAGUUAGCAGUCUCUGUUGUCUAAUGGACACAACACGCCCUUCUGGUGUAUACUCAAAUUCAGCAGGUUCUGUCUGUGCUUGGAGACAGCUUCCUGAACCAGAACUAAAUCUAAUUUCAGGGAAAUGAAGGUGAAAGAUCGCUUUUAAAUUGAAUUGCUGAUAUCGCUGCUGUUACAAAGUAGAUGUAAGGAUCCAUGUCAGUGACGAGCGGUGUGAAGCCUGGGGGAGGGUGAAAUUGUGCUAUACACAAUACCCUGCAAUGAGUGUUUUCUUUUUCUUUUUUGGUUUUUCAAAACAGGCUUUCUCUAUGUAACAAGGCCUGGCUGUCCUUGACUCACUUUGCAGACCAGGCUGACCUCGAACUCACAGAGAUCCACCUGCCUCUGCCUCUUGAGUGCUGGGAUUAAAGCCGUGUGCUACCAUGCCUGGUGUGUUUUCUUUUAACUCAUACAAAACUGGUUUAGAAAAUCUUUGCUUUGCAAAUAUCAAAUGUUAACAUGAGCCAAACAAGACUUCAUAAGCUGCCCCUUAAGGAGGCCUUGAUAGGAAAACCAGGGAAGGUAGGGCUAGACCUUGGGCACCUGUGCUUCUACCUGCCCUGCCCCUCUUUCUGUAGGGCCCAUGCUCAGACCAGAAGCUGAGCAUUUACGGGAUUUAUGUUCUGUUUCCUGACAAGGUCAGCUAUGCUUUGAAGUGCUGAAAAAGAAAGGGUUUUAUGGGAAGACCUGUUCGUGCGAUUUUUGUUGUUGCCAUGGUAGCAGGAAAGUUAAGACAACUACCUUUUACGGACAAUUACCUUUUAAUUUUUUUUUUUUUUUAAUUUUCAAAGCACUCUUUUAAAGAACAACAACAACAAAAAAUAAACCUAGAAUGAAAACACACAAAGUACAGAAAAGUGAGUGCUACUUAAAACCUUAUCCUCCCCUUCCUUUACAUCUUCAUCCUCCUUUCUCCCAUACAAAUAUGGCCUCAUAACUAUCCCCCUGACCAGUGCUCAGCCUUGCCUGCUUCUGUGAGACUAUCCUGGGAGUCAGUCAGCUUUCAGGUGCAGACUGUGCGGGGACCAGGCAGUCCCUGUACAAGGUUAGGCAAGAGCACAGGCCAGGCUGCUUCCAGGCAGGCCCCUGACUCCAUCCAUAAGUGAGAAAUUUGUUGAGGCUCCUCAAUUAAUAAACUAUUGUGUUUUUUGUUUUUUCCCUUCAGCUACAUAUCUGUUAAUUUUUCAAAAAUUUUUUCAUCUUGUUUGGGUGAAGAAAUGAAUGAUGACUGUGAAAGGUCUUCAGGGUCUAAAGACAGAUAACUUUUCCUGACACAUAUUUCAAACCAUAGACUUUGUUACCUGCUGCUUCUUGUCUAAUUUAGGGAUAUUUAACUUUGUAGGUAUUUGUAUAUUUAUACAGCUGUGAUGAGUUGCACAUUGGACUGAAAGGAAAUGGUUCUGCCCUGGGUGGCUUCUGUUGGGACUCUAGCAUUUCCCUCUUGGGCACUGUGCUCUGAGGUCUUGUGAACAGCCCCCAGGGAUGGGUGGUUUGUUUGGCAUGGGUCCUUCACUUUUCAUUUGGGUUUCUUUUUGAAAUUGUAAUCUCUAACUUGCUCUAUGAGAAGAAAAGAAUAAUCCUGUUGCUGCUCUUGGAAGGUCUGCUGAAUGCAUUUGAGUAAAACUCUGGCGCCAUGCACCACAGCCAUCCACUGUGACCAGUGGUCCGCCACGAGUGAGUAAGACCAGGACUGUGGAGCAAGUCAGAGAUUGUCGGCUGAGAGAUUGUUGCUGUUAACUGUUCAGAAGGCCAUUUAUGAAGUAGGCAUUUGAGCUCAAAAAAUAUCUCAAGAGAGCCCCUAAUUAUUUAAAAAAAUUUCUACCAUAAGAAAGAGAUUAAAAGUUGAUACAGAACUGGUGUUAAAAACUCACAGCCAGAGGUUAGGGGUGUAGCUUAGUGGUAGAGCAUUUGGCAAUUAUAUGUGAUGUUUGGUUCAGUCCCCAGUACUGCAAAUCAGACAGACAGAAGGCCUCACAGUAGAGAGCUGCUCCGAUAGAAAGUACAGGCAGAGGUUGGUCUCAUGUGAGAUCCUGGAUGUUUUGUGUUGUCAUGUCUUUAAUUGAUUUUUUUCUCAUGCUGUGUAUUCUGGCAUCCGUUCACCUAAGGGAUCCACCAGCCUUCUCAUGUUCAAGCAUUGUCUCAGACUUUGUGGCUCCGACGUACUUGUCUGUUGAGAGUCAAGUCUCCUGUCACCAUCCCCAUGCUAUAACAGAAUCCAUGAAGCAUAAGUGGCCUUUCUGAACCAAGACUUCGCAAACUGAUCUCUCCCCAGUGAAGGAGUUGAGCACAAGCAACAAUGUACAUUAUUAAUUUUGGAUUUCAUUUUCAUGAUUUAUUUUGUAAAUAUCUGAUGUUUGGAGCUUGAGUAUACAAAAUGUAAAUACAGUUCUCGUAUUUGUACUAACCCUGAUUCUUUUGCUGUAUAGCCUUAGUGUGUAAUGCAGACAUUAUCUGACUGUGUGUGGUAACCUUGCAUCACAGAACUGCUAGUAAACGAGGCAAAGUAAUAAAGGUACAACCAGUGCAUCGAA